Messenger RNA from Pan troglodytes (chimpanzee), 4224 nucleotides. RefSeq lists its product as uncharacterized. Gene Ontology annotation, biological process: DNA integration; virion assembly; proteolysis. The record is from RefSeq and is a predicted model, not a curated record. Gene Ontology annotation, molecular function: RNA-DNA hybrid ribonuclease activity; nucleic acid binding; aspartic-type endopeptidase activity. Lineage: Eukaryota; Metazoa; Chordata; Mammalia; Primates; Hominidae. The annotation marks the transcript as partial. The transcript has 5 exons.
AUGUUGGUGGCCGCGCUCCCCAUUGUUGGGGGAAGGAGGCGAGCGGAGGCGAGAUCCGGUGGUCUCUGGCGGCGGCCCCGUCCCGAGGCAGGAAUCUUGAGUAAGGUUCCAACAUUUGGGGGCUCGUCCGGGAUUGGUCGCCGCCUGACGACCCCCGACCCGCACGGCGAAGACCCACUCGGCCCGGGCCAUCGACUGACGACCAGGCACCCUCAGGUCAAGAUAAAAGUGAUGGAUCCAGGGCCACGCGGCCAGCCUGACCAGGUGGCCUAUAUCAUCACCUGGGAAGACCUGGUCCGGGAUCCCCCCCAUUGGGUGAAGCCCUUCCUCCCCUCAGCUCCCCCUUCCCAGUCGACCCUCCUCGCCUUGGAAGCCCCCCGAAACCAAACCCCGGUCCCCUCGAAACCUGUCCUCCCGGAUGAGGAUCCGCAGGCCCUGACCUCUCUGAUAGAAUCCAUUCUCCUCACUCACCAACCCACCUGGGAUGACUGUCAACAGCUCUUACAGGUUCUUCUGACCACAGAAGAGAGGCAACGAGUCCUCCUCGAGGCCCGGAAAAAUGUGCCAGGGCCAGGAGGACUCCCGACCCAACUCCCCAACGAAAUAGAUGAGGGAUUUCCCCUCACCCGCCUGGAUUGGGACUAUGAAACAGCAACAGGUAGGGAGAGUCUCCGAAUCUAUCGCCAGGCUCUGUUGGCAGGUCUCAAAGGGGCCGGAAAGCGCCCCACCAAUUUGGCUAAGGUAAGAACUAUUACUCAGGAAAAGAACGAAAGCCCGGCAGCCUUCAUGGAAAGGCUCCUAGAGGGGUUUCGAAUGUACACUCCAUUCGAUCCCGAGGCCCCGGAGCACAAGGCCACCGUAGCUAUGUCAUUCAUAGACCAGGCAGCGCUAGACAUAAAGGGAAAGCUCCAAAGAUUGGACGGGAUCCAGACCUAUGGGCUGCAAGAACUAGUUAGAGAGGCAGAAAGAGUUUAUAACAAGAGAGAGACUACUGAGGAAAAAGAAGCUAGGCUAGCAAAGGAACAGGAGGAACGAGAGGAUCGACGAGAUCGGGGGCGCCCCACCACCUUUCUGGUGGACACCGGGGCCCAGCAUUCAGUUUUGACAAAAGCAGGUGGGCCCCUUUCAUCCCACACCUCUUGGGUCCAAGGAGCAACAGGAAGGAAGCUACACAAGUGGACCACCCACCGAACAGUAAACCUUGGAAAAGGUAUGGUGACUCAUUCUUUCUUAGUAGUACCUGAAUGCCCAUAUCCCCUUCUGGGGCGGGAUCUGUUGACCAAGCUCGGAGCCCAGAUACAUUUCUCGGAGAGAGGGGCCCAGGUGCUGGGUGAGGAUGGUCAGCCUAUCCAAAUUCUGACCGUAUCCUUGCAAGAUGAGUACCGGCUUUUCGAGACUCCUAUCUUCACCAGCCCUCCCGAUAAUUGGCUGCAAGAAUUUCCCCAGGCUUGGGCAGAGACAUGGGGACUUGGACUGGCAAAAUUUCAAGCCCCGAUUAUAGUUGACCUCAAACCCACCGCAGUGCCCGUGUCCAUUAAGCAAUACCCCAUGAGCCGAGAAGCCCGUAUGGGCAUCCAACAGCAUGUUAAUAAAUUUCUGGAAUUAGGGGUCUUACGGCCAUGCUGCUCACCUUGGAAUACGCCCCUCCUUCCGGUAAAGAAACCUGGGACCCAAGAUUAUAGGCCCGUCCAGGACUUGAGAGAAAUUAAUAAGAGAACCAUGGACAUACAUCCCACAGUCCCCAACCCUUACAACCUGCUCAGUACCUUGAGACCAGACCACAACUGGUAUACAGUACUAGACCUAAAAGAUGCAUUCUUUUGCUUACCCCUGGCUCCCCAAAGCCAAGAGCUUUUUGCCUUUGAAUGGAGGGACCCUGAGAGGGGAAUCUCAGGCCAAUUAACUUGGACUCGGCUUCCCCAAGGGUUCAAGAAUUCUACCCUCUUUGACGAGGCUCUUCACCGGGACUUGACUGAUUUUCGCACCCAGCACCCAGAUUUAACUCUGCUCCAGUAUGUAGAUGACCUCCUCCUGGCCGCCCCCACUAAGGGAGCCUGCCUACAGGGCACCAGGCAACUGCUCCAGGAGCUCGGAGAAAAAGGAUACCGAGCCUCUGCCAAGAAAGCACAAAUCUGCCAGACUAAGGUAACCUACCUGGGAUACAUCUUAAGUGAAGGAAAAAGGUGGCUCACCCCUGGGCAGAUAGAGACUGUAGCCCGCAUUCCGCCACCUCGGAGUCCCAAGGAGGUGCGUGAGUUUCUGGGGACUGCCGGGUUCUGCCGCCUGUGGAUACCUGGUUUUGCUGAGUUGGCAGCCCCCCUUUAUGCCCUCACCAAAGGGAACAACCCCUUUACCUGGCUGGAGGAACACCAACAGGCCUUCGAAACUUUAAAGAAGGCACUCCUCUCUGCCCCAGCCCUCGGGCUACCUGACACAUCCAAGCCUUUUACCCUCUAUGCAGACGAGAGACGGGGGAUAGCCAAAGGGGUCUUAACCCAAAAACUGGGGCCCUGGAAGAGACCGGUAGCCUACUUGUCUAAGAAACUGGACCCUGUGGCGGCUGGGUGGCCCCCUUGCCUCCGCAUUAUGGCAGCCACCGCUAUGCUAGUCAAAGACUCUGCUAAGUUAACCCUUGGGCAACCAUUGACUGUCAUUACCCCGCACGCCUUAGAGGCCAUAGUGCGGCAGCCCCCGGACCGUUGGAUCACCAACGCUCGUCUAACCCACUACCAAGCCCUACUACUAGACAUGGACCGCGUCCGCUUUGGCCCUCCGGUCACUCUGAAUCCUGCCACCUUGCUACCUGUACCGGAGGUCCCGCUAAGCCCCCACGACUGUCGACAAGUGCUGGCGGAGACCCACGGGACUAGAGAAGACCUCCAGGACUACGAGCUCCCAGACGCAGACCAUACUUGGUACACAGACGGUAGCAGCUUCAUGGACACAGGUACCUGGAGGGCGGGGGCGGCGGAAGUGGAUGGACAUGCCACGAUAUGGGCGCAGGCACUGCCUCCCGGAACGUCUGCUCAAAAGGCUGAACUAGUUGCUCUAACAAAGGCCUUAGAGCUGUCGCAGGGGAAAAAGGCUAACAUCUACACAGACAGUCGGUAUGCCUUUGCGACAGCCCACACCCAUGGGAGCAUUUACGAGAGGCGAGGUCUCCUAACAUCAGAAGGAAAAGAAAUAAAAAAUAAGGCCGAAAUAAUCGCCUUAUUAAAGGCCCUCUUCCUCCCUAAAAAGGUGGCCAUAAUUCAUUGUCCUGGGCAUCAAAAAGGACAUGACCCCGUCGCCCAGGGUAACAGGCAAGCUGACCAGGCGGCCAAGCAGGCUGCUAGAAUAUUCACCUUAGUUUCGGAAACCAAAAAGGCUGACCGGAUACCCCCUUCCCCACGUUAUACCUACACACCAGAGGACCGGGAAGAGGCAAUAGCCUUAGGAGCCACAGAAAACCAAGAGACUAAGAAUUGGGAAAAAGACGGGAAGAUGGUCCUCCCACAAAAACAGGCCACGGCCAUGGUGCAGCAGAUGCACGCCUGGACACAUUUAAGUAGUAAGAAACUAAAACUGCUCAUUGAAAAGACUGACUUCCUAAUCCCCAGGGUCGGGACCCUCCUGGAACAAAUAACGCUCGCUUGCAAGGCCUGCCAACAAGUAAACGCCGGGGCCACGCGAGUCCCGGCGGGGAUAAGGACACGGGGCAACCGCCCUGGGACCUAUUGGGAAGUAGAUUUUACUGAAAUAAAGCCUCACCAUGCAGGAUAUAAAUAUUUGUUAGUAUUUGUAGACACAUUUUCAGGAUGGGUAGAAGCCUACCCCACCCGGCAAGAAACGGCCCACGUAGUGGCCAAGAAGAUAUUAGAAGAAAUUUUCCCCAGGUUCGGACUCCCCAAGGUAAUCGGGUCAGAUAAUGGGCCAGCCUUCGUCUCCCAGGUAAGUCAGGGACUUGCCAGGAUACUGGGGAUUGAUUGGAAACUUCAUUGUGCUUAUAGGCCCCAGAGUUCAGGACAGGUAGAACGGAUGAAUAGAACUAUUAAAGAGACCUUAACAAAAUUGACCUUAGAGACUGGCUUAAAAGAUUGGAGACGUCUCCUAUCCCUAGCUCUCUUGAGAGCCCGAAAUACGCCUAAUCGCUUUGGGCUCACCCCUUAUGAAAUCCUCUAUGGGGGACCACCCCCCUUGUCAACCUUAAUUGAUUCUUUCGCCCCCUCUAACCCUAAGACUGAC